UGGUUUCACCCUUCAUCUUUUCAGCCAAGGAGCGACACAUGAAGACGCUGGUUGUUACCGGGGGCCACUACAAUGUUGACUGUCGUCUGGAGGAUCCGGACGGCACAGUCCUGUACAAAGAAAUGAAGAAGCAGUAUAACAGUUUCACGUUCACUGCCGCCAGGAAUGGUACGUACAAGUUCUGCCUCAGCAACGAGUUCUCCACCUUCACACACAAGACUAUCUAUUUCGACUUCCAAGUCGGUGAUGAUCCUCCACUCUUCCCCAACGAAAACCGAAUGACUGCUCUAACUCAAAUGGAAUCUGCAUGCGUCUCCAUCCAUGAAGCCCUGAAGUCUGUGAUCAAUUACCAGACCCAUUUCCGGCUGCGGGAGGCGCAGGGACGCAGCAGAGCAGAGGACUUGAACCAGACCAGGGUGGCCUUCUGGUCCAUCGGGGAGGCGUUUAUCCUCCUGGUGGUCAGCAUCAGCCAGGUCGUCCUGCUCAGGAGCUUCUUUUCAGACAAGAAAACCACAACGACUCGCGUCGGAUCCUAACAUCUUCAAGUCAUUGUUAUUUUCGAUCUCUCUCGUUCUCUCUCUCUCUCUCACACACACACACACACAAACACACAAACACACACACACGCACACAAACACAAACAAGGGACUAAAGGCAUGCUGCCAUGG
Messenger RNA from Ictalurus furcatus (blue catfish), 668 nucleotides. Its product is annotated as transmembrane emp24 domain-containing protein 7-like. Gene Ontology annotation, biological process: endoplasmic reticulum to Golgi vesicle-mediated transport; Golgi organization; intracellular protein transport. Lineage: Eukaryota; Metazoa; Chordata; Actinopteri; Siluriformes; Ictaluridae. Gene Ontology annotation, cellular component: COPII-coated ER to Golgi transport vesicle; endoplasmic reticulum; endoplasmic reticulum-Golgi intermediate compartment. The record is from RefSeq and is a predicted model, not a curated record.